AUGAAUGUAUAUUAUGAAUCAAACACUAAAAAAAAGGAGAUUUUAAAUAGAUGCUCAUAUAUAGAAAAGGAAGAAGAAGAAAAAGAAAAAGAAGAUAAUUAUGUUUUUAUUGAUGAGAAAUAUAAAGAAUAUUUUGAUAAUAUGAGUGAUUUAUUCGAAGAUAAAGUAGAAUAUAUUUUAAGAAAACACUUUAAAAAAAAUGAUCCAGCAAAUAAAAAUAAGUUACUCUGUUUAAAUGUUUGUGUACUUUGGCAGAAAAAAUUUUUAUUACUUUUAAGUAAAACAUUAAAUGAAUAUGAAGAAUUUAAAAAAUUAAAUAGUUUAGAAAAUGAAAAAGAAAAAAAAACAAUAGAAGAAGAAAAUGAUAAAAGAGAUAAUGUAUUAGAAAAAGAAGAAAAAAAUGAUGAAAAUAAAAAAAAUUGUAUUGAAAGAGAUUUAAAAAGUUUUAUUAAAAAUGUAAAAAUAGUUGAUAAUACAAAUAUAGAAGUAAUUUAUGAUAGUAAUGAUUUAAAUGAUGAUAAUAGACCAUCUGCUGAGUUAUCAACGGAGGAAAUUUAUUAUUUAUUAGUUGAAUCAAAAAAAAGUGAAAAUGAAUAUAAAAAGAAAAUUUUUACUUUUUUAAAAUAUUUGCCAUUAUUUAUAAGAUCAAUUGAAAAUAAAAGCUUACUGGAAAAAAAAAUUUUAGAAGAAAAAUUACUACUGAACAAUUUGUAUAACAAAAAUAAUCAAAAUGAAAUAUUAAAUGCAAACGAUUUAAAUGAAAAUGAUAAUGGGAAUAUAUCUACUUUAGAAAUAAAAAAUAAAUUAGAUGCUAUUGUAAAUUUUAAUUGUAAUUUAUCAGAAAAUUUAGAAACUCUCUUUAAAAAUGGCAUAGGAGAUAUACAAACAAAAACUAUAAAUAAAUUUUCUAAGGAUAACAUUCAAAUAAUAAAUCAAGAAGGAAAUAGAAACAUUAAUAAUUUUAACAUGAAUAAAAUUGAUGAUGAUGAUUAUCAUCAUAAUUAUAAUAAUUUAGAUAUAUCAAAAAAUUGUAUAAACAAAAAAAAUAGUAAAUCUCUGAUAAUGCCAUUAUCUAAAGUUAAUGAUUUAUCUUUAAUAAAUAACAUCAGCACUAAAUCAAAUAAUUGUACAAAAGAAGAAAUCAAUGAAAAUGAAGCAUCUUUUUAUAUUUAUAAAAACGAUAUGGAUAAAAUGAAUUUAUAUGGAAUAGAUUUAUUGAUUAAUUUAAAUAAUAAUUUAAUUUAUAAAAUUAAUCAUAUAUAUAGUCUUAUUCAAUUCUACACUAUGUUGGCAAAAGAUGUAUUUAACGAAACAUAA
Plasmodium relictum is the source of this 1317-nucleotide messenger RNA. Its product is annotated as conserved Plasmodium protein, unknown function. The record is from RefSeq and is a predicted model, not a curated record. Bases 1 to 1317 code for a protein of 438 amino acids. NCBI's taxonomy places the organism in Eukaryota, Apicomplexa, Aconoidasida, Haemosporida, Plasmodiidae. The transcript has a single exon.